Lagopus muta (rock ptarmigan) is the source of this 5065-nucleotide messenger RNA. RefSeq names its product ATPase phospholipid transporting 9B (putative) (gene ATP9B). The transcript has 30 exons. NCBI's taxonomy places the organism in Eukaryota, Metazoa, Chordata, Aves, Galliformes, Phasianidae. Gene Ontology annotation, biological process: retrograde vesicle-mediated transport, Golgi to endoplasmic reticulum; phospholipid translocation; endocytosis. Gene Ontology annotation, molecular function: ATP binding; magnesium ion binding; ATPase-coupled intramembrane lipid carrier activity. The record is from RefSeq and is a predicted model, not a curated record. Gene Ontology annotation, cellular component: plasma membrane; endosome; trans-Golgi network. The coding region runs from base 88 to 3507 and encodes 1139 amino acids.
GUUCCUCCUCCCGCCGUCAGCUGGUGUUGGCUGUGACGUCACAGGUGCCGGCCGCACGGUGGGGAGGCGCGGCGCGGCGCCCCCAAGAUGGCGGACCAGAUCCCUCUGCACCCGGUGCCGCGCAGCGCCCAGCGCAGAGCGGCCUAUUACAGCAGCGCCUCCGCGGCGCAGAGGCACAACAGAUAUCAAGUAGAAGAUGAGUCCUCUCAUUUGGAUGAAAUGCCACUAAUGAUGUCAGAAGAAGGCUUUGAAAACGAUGAGAGCGAUUACCACACCCUCCCAAGAGCCAGAAUCUCUCAGAGAAAGAGAGGCUUGGAAUGGUUUAUCUGUGGUGGCUGGAAGUUCCUUUGCACUAGUUGUUCUGAUUGGCUCAUAAACAUCUGCCGAAGAAAGAAAGAGCUGAAGGCUCGCACGGUGUGGCUUGGGUGCCCUGAAAAGUGUGAAGAAAAAUACCCUAAAAAUGCCAUUAAGAAUCAAAAAUACAACAUCUUUACCUUUAUACCUGGGGUUUUGUAUGAACAGUUCAAGUUUUUCCUGAAUCUCUAUUUUCUCGUCGUGUCCUGCUCACAGUUUGUACCAGCAUUGAAAAUAGGCUACCUGUAUACAUACUGGGCUCCUCUGGGAUUUGUUUUGACGGUCACAGUGGCACGGGAAGCUGUUGAUGAAUAUCGACGUUACAAGAGAGACAAGGAAAUGAACUCACAGUUAUAUAGCAAGCUGACAGUACGAGGUAAAGUGCAAGUUAAGAGUUCAGACAUACAAGUUGGAGACCUCAUCAUAGUGGAAAAGAAUCAGCGAAUCCCAUCUGACAUGGUUUUUCUCAGAACAUCAGAAAAAACUGGUUCGUGUUUCAUUCGAACUGACCAGCUUGAUGGAGAAACAGAUUGGAAACUGAAGGUUGCUGUCAGUUGCACACAGAGAUUGCCAGCUUUGGGGGAUCUCUUUUCAAUCAAUGCUUAUGUUUAUGCUCAGAAGCCACAGCUGGAUAUUCAUAGUUUUGAGGGUACCUUCACACGGGAAGACAGCGAUCCAGCAGUUCAUGAAAGCCUUAGUAUAGAAAAUACGUUAUGGGCAAGCACUGUUGUUGCUUCAGGAACUGUAAUUGGUGUUGUCAUCUACACAGGGAAGGAAACUCGAAGUGUAAUGAACACAUCCAAUCCAAAAAAUAAGGUUGGCUUGCUGGACUUGGAGUUGAAUCAACUGACCAAGGCACUGUUUUUGGCUUUAGUUGCAUUAUCAGUCGUUAUGGUAACCUUGCAAGGAUUUGUAGGCCCGUGGUAUCGCAACCUUUUCCGGUUCCUCCUCCUGUUUUCCUAUAUCAUCCCCAUCAGUUUACGUGUGAACUUGGACAUGGGUAAGGCAGCCUAUGGAUGGAUGAUUAUGAAAGAUGACAACAUUCCUGGAACAGUUGUUCGAACUAGCACCAUACCAGAAGAGCUGGGACGAUUGGUUUAUUUGCUAACGGAUAAAACAGGAACACUCACACAGAAUGAAAUGAUAUUUAAGCGCCUCCACCUUGGCACCGUGUCCUAUGGAACAGAUACAAUGGAUGAAAUUCAGAGUCAUAUUAUAAACUCCUACUCACAGGUUCACUCUCAGAACAGUGGAAACAGUACAAGUUCAACACCGUCCAGGAAACCUCAGUCUUCUGCACCCAAAGUCCGCAAGAGCGUCAGCAGCCGCAUACACGAAGCAGUGAAGGCCAUUGCUCUGUGCCACAACGUCACCCCCGUGUAUGAAUCUCGUGCCGGUGUGUCUGGGGAAACAGAAUAUGCAGAGGUGGAUCAGGACUUCAGUGAUGAAAAUCGAGCUUACCAGGCUUCCAGCCCUGAUGAGGUUGCUCUGGUGCAGUGGACAGAGAGUGUUGGUCUUACUCUAGUUAACAGGGAUUUGACCUCCAUGCAACUGAAGACCCCUGGUGGACACAUUCUGACAUACUAUAUUCUGCAGAUAUUCCCCUUCACUUCUGAGAGCAAGCGCAUGGGAAUCAUAGUUCGGGAUGAGUCUUCAGGAGAAAUUACAUUUUACAUGAAGGGCGCAGAUGUUGCAAUGUCCACUAUUGUACAGUACAAUGAUUGGUUAGAAGAAGAGUGUGGUAAUAUGGCUCGAGAAGGGCUGCGUACUCUGGUUGUUGCCAAGAAGUCACUGACUGAAGAACAGUAUCAAGAUUUUGAGAGUCGAUAUAACCAAGCAAAAUUAAGCAUACAUGAUAGAAACCUGAAAGUUGCUGCUGUUGUAGAGAGUUUGGAGCGGGAAAUGGAAUUGCUGUGUCUCACUGGAGUAGAAGAUCAACUGCAAGCAGAUGUUAGACCAACCCUAGAGAUGCUAAGAAAUGCUGGAAUAAAGAUAUGGAUGUUAACAGGCGAUAAACUGGAGACAGCAACUUGCAUUGCAAAAAGUUCUCACUUAGUGUCUAGGACUCAGGAUAUUCACAUUUUCAGACCUGUUACUACUCGAGGAGAGGCUCACUUAGAACUAAAUGCCUUUAGGAGGAAGCAUGACUGUGCCUUGGUGAUAUCCGGGGACUCGUUGGAGGUUUGUCUGAAAUAUUAUGAGCAUGAAUUUGUAGAGUUGGCUUGCCAGUGUCCCGCCGUAGUGUGCUGCCGAUGUUCUCCCACCCAAAAAGCCCAUAUUGUCAAACUGCUACAGCAUCACACUGGAAAACGCACAUGUGCAAUAGGUGAUGGAGGAAAUGAUGUCAGCAUGAUCCAAGCAGCUGACUGCGGGAUUGGAAUUGAAGGCAAGGAAGGAAAACAAGCCUCCCUAGCAGCUGACUUUUCUAUCACACAGUUUAAACACAUAGGUAGGCUGCUGAUGGUACACGGUCGAAACAGUUACAAAAGAUCAGCAGCACUUGGUCAAUUUGUCAUGCACCGAGGCCUUAUUAUUUCAACUAUGCAGGCUGUGUUUUCAUCAGUCUUCUAUUUUGCAUCGGUUCCCUUGUACCAAGGUUUCCUGAUGGUAGGGUAUGCAACCAUAUAUACUAUGUUUCCAGUCUUCUCUCUGGUGUUGGAUCAGGAUGUGAAGCCAGAAAUGGCACUGCUGUAUCCAGAACUUUAUAAGGAUCUCACAAAGGGAAGAUCUUUGUCAUUUAAGACCUUCCUCAUCUGGGUUUUAAUCAGUAUUUACCAAGGUGGUAUUCUGAUGUAUGGAGCCCUGCUGCUUUUUGAAUCUGAAUUUGUACAUGUUGUUGCCAUUUCCUUCACUGCCCUUAUCUUGACUGAGCUCUUGAUGGUUGCACUGACCAUACGAACAUGGCACUGGUUAAUGGUGGUGGCUGAAUUUCUCAGUCUUGGCUGCUAUGUGGCCUCUCUUGCAUUUCUAAAUGAAUACUUUGGUAUAGGCAGAGUGUCUUUUGGAGCUUUCUUAGAUGUUGCCUUUAUCACAACUGUGACCUUCCUGUGGAAAGUGUCAGCAAUCACUGUUGUAAGCUGUCUUCCACUUUACAUUCUCAAGUACUUGAAGCGCAAAUUUUCUCCUCCAAGUUACUCCAAGCUUACCUCGUAAGAGUACAUAUAUUCCUAGGGGCUUUUUUUUGCUCACACCAGUCUUCAAAUCAAACAUUCACCGUGCUUUAGUGUCUAUGGAUUUACAUUGGACUAAAGAAACUAAGAAAUAAAAGCGAUCAAGUGAAUAGAGCACAAACAGAGGAGGAAACAUCUGACAGGUACAUAACACAGAAGUACACUACCAAGACUAUCAGAAAUAACCUUUUUGUUUUGUUUUUUUUUUUAACCUGCUGAUUAUAAAAUAAAGCUGAAUUACUUUUGUUUUGACAGUGCUUCUGAAUUAUUUCCUUGCUACUGUAAAGGAUUUUUUCCUACUAUACUGAUCUUCUGCAAGUUGAAAUGAAAGAUUCGGUGAUUACAAAAUUUCCUGAUCUUCUUUUAGUGUUUCCAUGUGGACAAACUCAUUUGUCCAUACUUACUAUACCAAACGUAAUACCUGUAAAUGCCAUUGUCUGUAUUAGCAGCUAAAUAUUAUUCCUCAUCAAACAUGGAUAAAUAUGCACUAUUUGAAUUAUGUACAGAUGUCUGCGUAGCACAGUAUUAUUUUAGGAGCUGUUGCCCAUUUCUGUACUCUAUUUCUGGCACCAGUAAAUAUUACAGAUCUGUGAUGUUGACAGCAGUUCUUUCAAUGCACAUUAAAAACCAGAUUGCACAGAAGCUGUUGUGUAGAAAACUAAAUGACAAAUUCUGUACAUCAUUCCACUGUACCUGUUGACCUAUACAGAUAACAAAGACAUUGCUGCUCAGUAAAUAUGUUUUAAAAUUUUUAUUCAUUUUGUAUUUGUAAAACUGCAAAUAGUGUCAAAGUACAUUUCUAUAUAUGAAAAGUCCAGUAAACCUUGUAUUAGCUAAGAUAUUUAAAUUGCCUUGUAAUCUGUUUACUUGGGUUACUCAGGUAAAAAUGAAAGAUGAACACACAAACAUUGUGGUAGGAAAAUGUCAUCUUCCAAGCUGUAAAUGUUACGUUUUUAUAACUCAGUUUGAGUGCAAUCUUGUUUAAAAAAAAAAUCUUUCUUUCUUUUUUGCAUGCUAUCAGCUGUCAGUUGUAUAUCCUUGCUGAGUUACGACAUUUACAGCAGCUGAAGAUUUGUUAAAGGAUCUUACUCUGAUAAAACCUGAAGGGUCCAAAUGUUACGUGCUGUGCUGGAAAGUAGGAUGUAUUUUAGUUUCCUGUUGUGCUAUAAUUUUUCAUUCUCAAGAAGUACAUAUAACAAAUUUGGCAUAGUCUCAUAAUGAGUGGAGAGGAUUAGUAUAACUACCCGUGCUUUAUUUAUUAAAUAUCAGUGUUGGUUUUUUAAAACACUUAAUAUUUAUGUCAUUUUCAUGUCUGACUCUAUGCCUUUACAGCAUAAUUCCUUGCUUGAUACCUUUUCAUUUCUCCCUUGUACGAUUAUAAUAUUGGAUAAGUAACAUCUGAGUAAUAAAUCUACUUCCUGGGAGAGCAAAAGGGAUUGCAGCAGAGAUAUUUGGACUACACCCCAUUAAUUUUGUUUUGAAAGUUUUUCCUAGCAGUUCUUUACUUGCUUUUUAUUUUUUUUUUCUUUUUAAUUUAUUUU